AUGGUGGCCAUGAGUACCCUCUACAACACCAGCCCUGCUUCCCCAACGAAACCGUCAGCCCGGUAUCCAAAUCUUCCAGAUCUCAACGCAUUCUCAAACGUCAUGACCGAACCACUCAACAUGGACACCAACCCCAUCACCCGCCGGUACGGCCCAAAGCCCCAAAAGCCCAAGAAUAGCGGUACACUCCUCAACCGGUUACGCGCCAGAUUGGAAAGGCCCCAACCCCUCUUUCGUGUCGGGUCUUCGGUCUGGGAAAUAUGGGUGGGCGGCAGACGGGAGAGACGCGUUAUUAGUGACUGCACGUGGGAUGAGGGCCAGGGGUAUGUGGUCAUGGAGGAGUCUGCGAUGAAGGAUCUUGGCUGGCUUGAGGAGUGUUCGUUGACUUCGGAUGGGCCAUGA
This is a messenger RNA of Letharia columbiana, 402 nucleotides long. RefSeq lists its product as uncharacterized. The transcript has 2 exons. Lineage: Eukaryota; Fungi; Ascomycota; Lecanoromycetes; Lecanorales; Parmeliaceae. The record is from RefSeq and is a predicted model, not a curated record. The coding region runs from base 1 to 402 and encodes 133 amino acids.